Messenger RNA from Linum trigynum, 2931 nucleotides. Lineage: Eukaryota; Viridiplantae; Streptophyta; Magnoliopsida; Malpighiales; Linaceae. The record is from the annotation of a GenBank genome assembly.
CGCAAGUAAGCUGCCAGCAAACAGUCAAAAGGCAGCUUUCGUACUAACUUCGCGCCUUUCGUUCGAGGCCUUCCCGAACUCCAAUCUUUCAUCCGAUUCCUUCCCUUGGUAGAUAAACAUACCUAGUUUCAUGUUGUGGAAGCCUUUGGACUUGAAUCAGAUCCAUGCUCCUUGAACUGAGCUCCAAAGUAGACUUCACAAAUCAGUUUCCAGACUUAACCAUUUUCUGGCAGUUUUCCAGUUUUGAGAUAGCAACUUUGAGGCCUUGGAAAACAACCUUAAUGACAUCAUCUGGAUCCACCAAGCAUACCAUUGGAAAGAUGGUAACUUUAUCUGCAAAACAAACCCUUAAAAUUGAAUUUCCACCAAGCCAAUUGAGAGAACCAUGCCUCCAAAGUAUGUACCCUGAACACGGAUUUUGACUUAGCCAAAUUCUGCCUUUCUUCUUCCCAACUUUGAUAGCUUCUUUGUUAAGUAAUUGUGACGUGAAUUGUCGGCAAUUUGGGAUCAUAUCAGCCACUUCCGAUCCCUCAUUUCUCCAUGAUAUGGAGGAGACUGUUCAGCGCUCAGCGAAGCAAACAGAGUGGGUGAAGCAAGUUUGCUCACAUCUUGCUCAAGAUCACCUUUCUGCUACCACGCUAGAAGAGGUGGAGGAUGACAAAGGCUAUGGGAGCGUUGAGGAGCAUACAGAAGUUAUCACAGAGAACUCCCAUGAUAACCAUGAUCAGGAAAGUCCUUUGGUUGCAGACCACACCUUUCCUCAUUUGUGCUCUAACAUGCUGGGCCCGUGCGAGGAGAUGCAAGAUGAUCCCAUUGAAGAAAUUUCUUGGCGACUUGCUCUCCAAUCUGUUCUAGAAGAAGAAGAGCGAGCAAGGAUGAGGAAGGAAGUUGUGGAUGAUGAGGAAGAAAGAAAAGAAGAGGUGGUUCUUGAUCUUUUCCCAGGGGAGAGACCACAUUUUGAAGAAGGAAGGGGGGUUGUGGAAGCAAUUGGCGUCCAGGCUGAGGAUGAAGUUGAGGUGGAAGAGGCAUGCACCGGCCAUGAGUUGCAAGUAAUAUCCCCACCAAACUUUGAGGAACUGCUUGGCAAGGACCCAUUUGCAGUGUCUCUUGGCCAGACCAAGGCCACAUCGACAUCGGUCCCUCUUGGUGGACGCGAUGGUGGUCGGUCGAUGCUGUCAUAUCUGGUUUGGGGCAAGGAGACAAGAGAAGAGAAGAAGAGGUCUCGAGGGUGGAGACUUCAUCUGCAUCAAGUACAUGAGCCUUCAUCACCUGCCACACCACAUGCUCUUGACUUGAGACUCCACCUCAUCGACGAGAACCUCAACUUCAAGGAGGUUCUAGCAUGGACCGAAACUUAGGAGCCAUCGUCCGGCUCACGACGUGAAAGAAGCGCUUUUUGGGAGGCAACCCAACCAGUCGGUUUGCAUUUCUUUCUCUAUUUCUCCUCGGUUGAGUCAGUUUUGUUAUUUGAUUUUAGAGUCAAUAACUCAACCUUUGUGAGAUUUUGUGUGGUGUUUGUGUUCUGAUUACUCUCUCUUCCUGGAAUGCACUGCCUGACCCGUACAUCAUCAUUCACCCUUGAUCUGGUAACUUCGUUCUACCCUCCUUAUCUUUCCUCCAUUGAGGACAAUGUCGUGGUUAAGUGUGGGGGGGUGUUCGAUUAUGUAUGCGGGUGAACGUUUGGCUGUUUGUGUGCUUGGAGCCUAGUCCACUGUCCAAAUUUUUAAAUUUGAGGGCUCCAAGUAUGUGUUUCCUUGCAAAUUGCCUGCUCAGUAUGCUUUGAAUUGACAGUCUCUAUAGUAAUGUGCAACCUAGGGAGGUAGUGUAGCACUAUGGAGGAUGUUGAAGUAUAAGAUUUUUCCUAUCUAGCUCUCUGUUGUGCCAGUUGAUUUUGUGAAUUAGUGGAGCUAAGACCGUUGAAUUCAUGUGGUAAUGGUGACUCUGUUUGGAUUAUGUUAUGGACUCGUGUAUCGAACAGGGUGCUCAUAUGGAAAAUGGGAAGCAGUUGGUCCUCCAUGUCAAAAUCAUUAAAUCUUAAACAUGGGGUAAGCCCAACGUGUGCGGCACCGUUCAUUGCACAAAAUCGGGUUUUGGAAGAGAUUUUAGUGAUCCUUAGUGGGGUACUCCUACAAGGUGAAGCUAAGUUGUCUCUAGUACAAGUAAAACUUCCACCCGUUGAACGGUUUGCCUACUUGAGGAUGUGUUUUUAAGGGCACCGAUAGAGCUUCCGACCCCCCUUAAUUUCAUUGACCCUCCACACGAGUUGAGGAAAAGGAGUUAAAAGAAGUACUCUGGCGAGCUCCAGAUGUACAGAAAUUGCUCUUGCUCGACUAAUAAGGGUCGACCGUGCAAAAGACUGUAGUUGGAACCCCACCAAAUGAAAGAAAAAAUGUAAAUGAAAGUGAGAAAAAGGGGUUCCAACGGUGAAAUGAAGUGAAAGAGCACCCCGGUACAACGAAUCCUUGGUUGUGAAUGGUGUGAGUCCCUUUAUCCAUGAACUGACUGUCUUACUUCUACUUUUUCUUAUGAUCCUGGCUUGAGUCUAGUACUCGCAUUGAGAGAGAUAGGGAACGUCUUAGAAGACCAGUUGACCUCGUAAGCUGCUAUAUGAUCUAGGAAAUCCUCUACCGAAGAUCGGGGUUGUAUGUUGCUAUAGAGAUCUGGAGAGCUGCAUUGGUUUGAGUUAGGUUUGCUUGGGGACAAGCAAACAGUUAAGUGUGGGGGGAUUUGAUGACUCGGUAUUUGCACAUGUUUUCCCCUUUGUUUCUUGAUUGUUUGAGCUUGAAUUAUCGUGUCUUUGGCCUAUUUUACGCUAGGUUGUGUUCCUUUGUCACAUUUCAGGUCCUAGCACAUAAAGUGAAGCAUAGGCGCAAGUUUCAAGUCAAUCAGAGAUCAAUUGACGAUUCGGGAGAAGAAACUCGGGUAUGACCU